Molecule: messenger RNA, 426 nt
Organism: Pseudogymnoascus destructans
Lineage: Eukaryota; Fungi; Ascomycota; Leotiomycetes; Thelebolales; Thelebolaceae
Exons: 2
Coding region: 1-426 (141 amino acids)
Source: RefSeq, a predicted model, not a curated record
AUGAGCGUCGCCCCAGCAAGCAAGGAAGUUCUGGAGCAGGCAGAUGUCCUGGCAGCCUGGCUGCAACAGAUUUCGGACGAAGAGCACUGGCGACCGUACCGAGGCAGCGUCGAGAUUGAACAGUGUAGUCAUCCAGAUCGGACAAGUAGGGUCAGGCCUUUCAUCAGUGCAGGAAACGUUGAAACCAAAGGUCGAGCGGCUUUUCUCCUGAGGUGUCGCGGACCGAGUCGCGAAUCUCUUGAACCAACAUCGCUCGAAAUGUUCCCGGGCGAAAUCCUGACGUUAUAUCACGACAAAGAUUUCCCCCUAACCAUGGAUGGGAAACCGUUAAUCGUCGGAGAACGGACAAUAAUCACCCAGCCCGCUAGCAUAAAUGUUGCUCCUGGAGAUAUGCUGCUAUUGAUCGUGAUAUUCACAAAGCGUUGA